Molecule: messenger RNA, 2245 nt
Organism: Stylophora pistillata
Lineage: Eukaryota; Metazoa; Cnidaria; Anthozoa; Scleractinia; Pocilloporidae
Cellular component (GO): membrane
Molecular function (GO): growth factor activity
Source: RefSeq, a predicted model, not a curated record
AAAUAACGUGAACUAAGUUGCUAACAGUUGACAACGCUUGGAUUUUGUAACAGCUAAACUCUGGCGAUUAGUUUUCAGCCGAGAAGAUCACGAUGAAGAUGUGGGUGUUUUUGUGUCUGUUUGUUGGUUUGACCCACGCUAAUCGGGUAAGGAAGGUAGCCAUGCCGACAGAAUUACGGAAUGUUAUGGCCGACGUAAAUUCCUUGGACUCUUUUCUGCGAGUUGUGAAUGCAGUAAAGUUGAGAGCCGUCAUAGACGAAUUAAGGAUCCAUAGCAGAGGCAACAAAGGUCUACUGCAUCAAGGAAUACCUGCAAAUGAACAUGGCUCACUUGAAAAAUCUGAGAUUCCGAGCCAACUAGCAAGUGUUCUCCAGGAUUCUGAUCUACCUCAUGUCAUUCUGAAUAAUGCGCCUUGUGCUCCGCGUCCUGAAGUAAUAGAAGUACCUCAGCCUAAAAAUGAAAACGCUUUUUAUUUUCCUUUUUUUGUGACUUUACACCGUUGUGGCGGCUCCUGCAACGCUAGGCCGUUUGAAACAAAUUGCCAACUGCAAGCAAAAGAGGACUUCAAUCUUCUUGUGAGCAAGACGUCUUGGUCAUCAUCAUCAGACAGACUUAACGAGACAUCAUAUGAUAUUGCUGCAGUCCGCAUGACGAAUCACUCAAGUUGUUCGUGCCAAUGUAAAGUUAAACCUUCUGAUUGUGAUAAUCGAACCCAAAGCUACUCUAAAGAACAUUGUAGAUGCGAUUGUAGAAAGCGUUUUAUGCGUUGUCCACAAAACUACCGCUGGGAUCCAAUCAAAUGCCAGUGCACGUGCAGUCCAAGUAAUGCAGUUCUAGCUGAGUGCACAAAACGCGUCGAGUUUGAUAUGGAAACGUGCCGGUGCACGUGCAGCAAGAAACGUUGCAAACCUCGUGCAAAAGUGCGAGACCCCAAGACCUGUAGGUGCAAGUGUCCUAAGUGCCCUCAACCAAGGAUGAGGCAGAAUUUACAGUCAUGUACCUGUACCCAUUCUAUUAGGAAAUUCAGUAAAUUACGACGUCGUUACGACUAAACCAAAAUGAGAAAGUCGCAGGGAGACUUAAAGCAAAGAACGACACGACGACAUCGAAAACGAGGAGAAAAUACACUAGAACAAUGGCUAAGGCAGGCUUGUCAAAAAUAUUUUGAGGAACUGGACUGUGAUACUAAGGAGGUGGGACUAGAGAUCGAAGGUCCCUCUGCAGGCGAGGGCCUGGGAGCCACAAGCACUCAGAAUAGCCGACGAGUUUAUCAGGCUGAAUGGUAAAAUUCGCUGGCUGCUUGCUUGUUUUGACAACCCGGCCCGAGACAUGUGUUUGAAAACUUAUAGAUUAUUUCAGUGCCGGCCGUCCAUCUUCUACAAAACGGCAACAUGAAAUCACCAAAUUUCAUGUACUCCGAGAACGGGAACGGAAGCUCGGUGCACGUUUCCUUUUUGGAAACUGAUGUUGCCUUCAAUUGUUGCUGAAGGGGAGAUCUAACGUUGUUAGAGAUCGUUACUUCAAUGAUUUGAAAACUUGAAGUUAUCUUAAGGGACGUAAACUUAUUCUUUUGAUCAACGCCCUUUCGGCGUCGUUGUCGUCAAUGCUUUAAAUCCCCAAUAAACUCUUUAUCGUUACUCUUCAGGGACAUUUUGUACCAUUUAGAAAGAGCUCGCCAUAAAAAAGGCGAAGCUAGAGGAAAGAAAAUUAGAUACAUUUUGAUUCAUGCAGUUCUCCCUCGGCCAUUUUCUCAUCAACAGCCACAAAAUCGUAAUUCACCCUCAUUAACUGAAAACUAACGGUGGCCGUUUGAUACCGAAAACCGAACUUUGAGUAAUAUAAUUUUCUAUUGAGUGUCGAAGAUAGUCUGAGAUUGCUUUGGUUUUGUUUUGCUUACUUGGUCCAGAAAACUCGAAACAUUUCCACAACAAAUCAAAUUGCUUAGGGUACCUUGCUUGUUCUUUCUUUGAGUUCUAAUUAAUUCGUUGGGAUAUUUUCCUGGAUUCUGAUUGGCUGCUGUGAUCGCGACUCUCAAUUGAAUUAGAACACGACACUUUUUAAAUCUUUUGUGACCUUUUAUUGUAUAGUAGAUAUUUUUAGGAACAUAUUCGUAAUUUUAUAUGUAAUAAAUUAAUUUUUAUCGUACGACAGUAUUGUUUUUUGUAACAUAAGGGCCUUUUUGAACACUAGCCUCGUCCCUGAAUGGGCUACCCUGAAUAAAUAAAGUUUAUCACUUCACAUCGCA